GUAGACACAGAAGUUCAACACUCGACACAUCCGACGGACUCCGCAACGCUGCUUCCGCCCUUUCGUGCUACCCCGCUUGCUGUGCGCCUCAACACUUGGUGGUUCUCCGCCCUAGUGUGCGCACUGCUCUCGGCGUCCCUGGGGCUGCUCGUGAAGCAAUGGCUGAGGGAGUAUCUCGCGGGCUCUGCCAACAUCUCUCGUGAAAGCAUCCGGAUCCGCCAAUACCGCCACGCAGGUCUUGAGAGGUGGCAUGUACCCGAGAUUAUCCUUUUCCUCCCGAUGCUCCUCCAACUGGCGCUCGUGCUGUUCUUCGCUGGGCUAAUCGACCUGCUGUGGUCUCUCAACCACAUUGUGGCCGCGGUCGUGUCCGGCAUCGUCGCUGUUGCUGCCCUCUUCGCCGCAAUGACGACCCUCACCCCACCGCUGUACGCAGACUGCCCUUACAAGUCCCCGCAGUCCUGGCUCCUG
This is a messenger RNA of Trametes versicolor FP-101664 SS1, 468 nucleotides long. RefSeq lists its product as uncharacterized. The record is from RefSeq and is a predicted model, not a curated record. Lineage: Eukaryota; Fungi; Basidiomycota; Agaricomycetes; Polyporales; Polyporaceae. The transcript has a single exon. The annotation marks the transcript as partial.